Cydia splendana is the source of this 2534-nucleotide messenger RNA. It is a transcript of the gene hay, whose product is annotated as general transcription and DNA repair factor IIH helicase subunit XPB. The record is from RefSeq and is a predicted model, not a curated record. Gene Ontology annotation, biological process: transcription initiation at RNA polymerase II promoter; nucleotide-excision repair. Gene Ontology annotation, cellular component: nucleotide-excision repair factor 3 complex; transcription factor TFIIH holo complex; transcription preinitiation complex. Lineage: Eukaryota; Metazoa; Arthropoda; Insecta; Lepidoptera; Tortricidae. The transcript has 15 exons. Gene Ontology annotation, molecular function: hydrolase activity; 3'-5' DNA helicase activity; DNA binding. Bases 211 to 2532 code for a protein of 773 amino acids.
CGAAUUUACUUUAGGGCACAGGCUUGCUGCGUCUCAAAUUUCUAAUUUUAAUUAAAUAAACAUAUUCUCAUUUAAUUAACUAACUCGUUUCGUCCCUCGUGAAUUACUCCAAUCGGCUUUGUUCUUAAGAUUAUAAAACAGUAUUUCCCUUGUUUAUAAGCUAAACUACGUUAACAUAAAUAUAGAAGUUUUUGAGAGUGUAACUUCAGUAUGGGACCGCCAAAGAAAGUAAAAAAAUAUGUUUCAAAACAAUCAAGCAGUGAUAGAUCAAGCAAGAAGAAAAAAGUGGAAGAAGAUAUGACUAUAGACCUAGUAGAUGAUGAUAAUCCUGACAAUGUUGGUGUACCCGGAGCUGCUAUGCAGGAUGCAGAGAAGAAUGAUCAGGUACCGGAAGAUGAGUUCGGAGCUAAAGAUUACAGAAAUCAGAUGGCUCUAAAGCCUGACAAUGCCAGCAGGCCCUUAUGGGUGGCACCAAACGGUCACAUAUUUUUGGAAGCCUUCUCACCAGUAUACAAACAUGCACAUGACUUCCUUAUUGCUAUUGCAGAGCCAGUGUGCAGACCUCAACACAUCCACGAAUAUAAACUAACAGCAUACAGUUUGUAUGCCGCUGUCUCUGUGGGACUACAAACUACAGACAUCAUAGAGUACCUGCAGAGGCUCAGCAAGUGCGCUGUGCCAGCCGGCAUCAUAGAAUUCAUCACUCUUUGCACAUUGUCUUAUGGCAAAGUUAAACUUGUCUUGAAACACAAUAGGUACUUGGUAGAGAGCAAGCACGUGGAGGUGCUCCACAAACUGCUGCGGGACCCUGUGGUGCAACAAUGUCGGCUUCGACGCGACGGCGACGAGCUGCUGCCUACGCCCGCCGCCGCGCCGGCGGCCCUACCACACACUACUGUAGGCGAAGAGAAGCCAGCGGCGAACGGCGUUCCGGACGACAUCAGCCAGUUCUACCAGCAACUAGACAAGGACGACGAUGAGGACGAGGCCACCGACCUCACCGCCAACACCGCUGUCGCCUUCGAGGUCGACCCUGACAAGAUUGAGGUGAUACAAAAACGGUGCAUAGAGCUCGAGCAUCCGCUACUGGCCGAAUACGAUUUUCGAAACGACUCCGUAAAUCCAGACAUUAACAUCGACCUGAAGCCGACAGCUGUUCUGCGGCCCUACCAGGAGAAGAGUUUGAGGAAAAUGUUCGGCAACGGACGAGCGAGGUCGGGCGUAAUCGUGCUGCCGUGCGGCGCGGGCAAGUCGCUGGUGGGCGUGACGGCGGUGUGCACGGUGCGCAAGCGAGCCCUCGUGCUGUGCAACUCGGGCGUGUCCGUCGAGCAGUGGAAGCAGCAGUUCAAGUGCUGGUCGACGGCGGACGACUCCAUGAUCUGCAGAUUCACAUCAGAAGCCAAAGACAAGCCGAUGGGCGCCGGCAUCCUAAUCACGACGUACUCUAUGAUCACUCACGGGCAGCGGCGCUCGUGGGAGGCGGAGCAGACCAUGAAGUGGCUGCAGGCGCAGGAGUGGGGGCUCGUGGUGCUGGACGAGGUACACACCAUCCCUGCCAAAAUGUUCCGACGCGUGCUCACCAUCGUGCACUCGCACGCCAAGCUCGGUCUAACGGCAACACUCCUUCGAGAGGACGACAAAAUCGCCGACUUGAACUUCCUGAUCGGACCGAAGCUGUACGAAGCCAACUGGCUCGAGCUGCAAGCUAACGGGUACAUCGCCCGCGUGCAGUGCGCCGAGGUGUGGUGCCCCAUGAUACCAGAGUUCUACCGCGAGUACCUUAUACAGAAAAUAAACAAAAAGAUGUUGCUAUACGUGAUGAAUCCGUCCAAAUUCCGCGCCUGCCAGUUCCUCAUCCGCUACCACGAGCGGCGCGGCGACAAGACCAUCGUGUUCUCCGACAACGUGUUCGCGCUCCGGCACUACGCCGUCAAAAUGAACAAGCCCUACAUCUACGGGCCCACGUCACAGAGCGAGAGGAUACAGAUUCUGCAGAACUUCAAGUUUAACCCCAAAGUGAACACGAUAUUUGUGAGCAAAGUGGCUGACACGAGUUUCGAUUUGCCGGAGGCUAAUGUGCUCAUUCAGAUUUCGUCGCACGGCGGGUCUAGGCGGCAGGAAGCACAACGAUUAGGUCGUAUUUUAAGAGCAAAGAAAGGAGCUAUAGCAGAGGAAUACAAUGCGUUCUUCUACACGUUGGUCUCACAGGACACGUUAGAAAUGGCAUACAGCCGCAAAAGACAGCGGUUUCUCGUCAACCAAGGUUACAGUUAUAAGGUAAUAACUGAAUUGAAAGGAAUGGACACGGAACCAGAUCUGUAUUACGGCACACGCGAAGAGCAAGGAUUAUUAUUACAGCAGGUGCUGGCCGCGUCGGAGACGGAGUGCGAGGAGGAGCGCGAGGGCGCGGUGGGCGGCGCGCGGCGCGCGGGGGGCUCGCUGGCGUCGCUGGCGGGCGCCGACGACGCGCUGUACCUGGAGCGCCGCAACGCCGGCAACAAACACCCGCUCUUCAAGAAGUUCCGCUACUAAUA